AUGGAUUUACAACAGCCGAUUUUCUUCUCCUUGGAUGUACACCAACAUGAAACUCUGUCAGCUAAAGUCGUCUCCAGGUUGUCUAGAAAGGCUGCCUCUACAUCAGUGGUGACCACCUCCGACUCAGAAUCCGGAAAAUUCUCGGGUGAAUCGGAACUUUGCAUGGAACAUGAAUCAGACCUGGACUGGUUCUGCAGCUCCGAGCAGAAACUUAUAUGCUUGCACUGCACCAUAGUGGGAUCCUGCCAGAGCCACACAGUGACACCCCUGGUCAGCAGAGUGACGGGCGUUAGGAACCAACUGGUUAACAUAUGUGAGAAAAUGCAGCUGCAGGCCCAGCGCAUGGAGCGCUUUAUCAACCAGACCCUGACUGCCAAAGAGCGGGCACUGCAGGUAGAGGUGAGCGGGGCACGGGAGCAAGUGGUGGCCCAGGUCAGUGUGGUGAGGGAGGCGGUGGAAGAGGAGGAACAGCGGCUGCUGGAAGCGGUGCAGAGGGAGGAGGAGAGGGUGGAGCAGUGCCUUCUCACCCAGAGAGCCCACUGGGGCCAGGCCCUGGCUAUGCUCACACAGACGCGCACACGUCUGGUGCACACCCUCACAAACACACCGGACAUACAGCUGGCAGUGAACUCUGGCCAGGAAAUAGCUGAGAGGAUUGAGGAGGCAGAGGGGGUGGGUGAGCCUCAUGACACCGACCAUCUCAACCUGAACGCCAGCUGUAGUGACAGCAAACUCAUGAGGGGCCUGUGGGCCAGCGCCAUACUGCUGGGACCAACUGCUUAUGGUUCAGCAAAUCUGACAUUUGACGAGCGUACUGUCAGCUCCGCACUUUCCCUCUCAGAAGAGCUUUGCACUCUGACCUUCCGGCCUAAGUGGUCACGCCAGUCCCCGCCCUACAACCCAGCUUGCUUCGACUGCUGGCCCAAUGCGCUGGGCACCCUGGCCAUCUCCUCCGGCACCCACAGCUGGGUGAUUGACAUGGGUGAGAGCGGGGUCUUCAAGGUGUGGGUAUGCUACUCCAGCAUGGGGCGCAAGGGCUCGGGCAACAACUCCCACCUGGGCUACAACAUCCAGUCCUGGGUGCUCUCCAAAUACAAUGGGGACUUCUCCUUCUGCCAUGCGGGGAAGAACACACCCCUGCAUGUGGUCCACAAGCCCAAGAGUCUAGGGCUACUCCUGGACUGGCCUAGUCAGACCCUGAUAUUUUAUGACCCAGACUCCAGUGCUGUGUUGCACCUUUAGUGGCCCGCCGCUGCUGCAGCAGUUGCUGUGGCUGACCGCAGUGUCAGCAUACUGCACUGACCUCUGAAGUACUGUAACUGAAGUGUCAAUGAUAUAGAAUUACGGGUAACAUUUUCAUAAGACAUAUCAUAUGAGUUGAUAAUAUAACAGAGAAAGGGCUCAUUAAUGCUUACAACAAGUAGUAUGACAUUACACCUGCUGAUAAAAUGAUACUGAAUUACUUAUAAUAUGUGUACAUCCUACUAAUAGAAUACUAUCAAAGCUUCACAAUUUAUUUGAAUGUAAUCAAAUUGGCCAAAUUUAGGCUCCUAUGUCUCUCUGCAUUGAAUAGGUAUACAGAAGGUUUUUUGAUGGGAGAUAUAUUUCUAAUUUAUUCUUUGUUUAUUUUAAACUGAAGUAAUGAAUCUGUAGAGAUUUCUGUAUGAGUCUCUUGAUCAAAUUAUACAGUAGUCCUAAUGAGUCAUACUGUAGUCAUUUUAGAUAUAGGAGUAUGUUAUUUAUAUUUCUGUUAUUAUAUGUUAUGAUAAUUUACUGUAAGUUAAUGUAAGAA
Molecule: messenger RNA, 1792 nt
Organism: Oncorhynchus gorbuscha (pink salmon)
Lineage: Eukaryota; Metazoa; Chordata; Actinopteri; Salmoniformes; Salmonidae
Gene: bspry
Product: B-box and SPRY domain containing
Exons: 6
Molecular function (GO): zinc ion binding
Source: RefSeq, a predicted model, not a curated record